UUUAACAUUGUUAUAACAAUAUCGGUAAUUGUUAUAAAAAUGAAACAAUAUCAGAGAAUGAAGAUCAAACGUUGCAUCAGUAACAUUUGCAUUUGUGGGCGCCAUCAUUGUCCCAAAAAAUAUAGCAAGGAUAUCAUUCGUCCUAAUCCCAUACCCGAUUCGAAAUUGCCUUCUUCGGAAUAUAUUGAUAAAUAUGAAAAAUUCUCAACUGCUUUACCGAAAACUACACAGUUACCUGUUAAAUAUACCGAUCAGCCUAUGGCAUCAGAAACCAUCGCAUCAGCUGCAUAUAAACAUCAUAAGAUCCCUCCUGGAAAAUCUUACAAAUCAGUAUCCUUCAUAAGAAGCUUACCAAACUUGAUUGGAGUAUCUUCAUACAAAGAAGAUUAUUGCAAUUCCUAUAAAAAAAUUCCUCCAGCAGAAUCUUAUAAGCCCAAAGAGAAAUAUAGAGCAAAUCUAAAUCCAUUAAGUGAUAAAACUAUUCAUAAAGAUUCUUACAAGCUUUGGAAAGCUAAUGACAUCGUUUUAUGCAAAGGUACCGCUAAAAAACCUGUAAAUUCUUUUCCAUAUGUAGGAAAACGGCCAUUUGUGGGUAUUACUAAAUAUAAAGAAGAUUAUCGCGAGUUUGCUAAUGUGUAUCCAGAAAGAGGAACUUGCAAAGACUCCACAUUAAAUCCUGAAGGACAUCUAUUUCUCGAUAGCACUUAUAAAACAGAUUUUGUAGAAAAUCCGAUCUACAUAAAUAUGCCCGAGAGAGUGGAGGUUGAAAUUCUAAAAUUACCACCUUUCAAGAAUACCACAGUUUAUCAGACUGACUUUCGUAAACCUGUUGAUGUAAAGCAAUUGAAGAGCUAUCGUCCGGAGGAUACUUAUAAAGUUUUUGGAUAUCCAUCUUACAAACGUACUGUUUACAAGAAAGAUUAUGAAUUCUGGUCUCCUUCUGACAAUAGGAGAAACCCUUGGAUGGAAAAGGAACCAUACGAAACCUUUUCCCAACCAUUUUCUGGUGUUUCGGUUUAUUCAGAAAGUUAUCAGAAACCUCCCCUUGAAUUUGAUCGCCUUCCUAAGAGAAGGCCGACGAAUUACAUGAAAUUAGGUGACGGAAAAGUUAUGGAGUGUGCAAAAUGUUACGGUGAAGAUUACGAAAACUGUCAACCGAAAAUACCAAAAUUGCCAGAAAUUUAUAAAACACCAAGACAUAAAAUGCUGAUGGAGAGCAUUUACACAACUCAAUACCGGGGGCAAUUUGUUCCAGCAUCGAAAAUAAUGAAACCAAAAGAAAAUCUGAAAAUUCGAGAAGGUGCAAUAGCAGAUACGACUCUAUAUCAAGAUUCUUAUCGAUGUCACCCUUCUACGGUGUGUCCUUCUUCACUAUUACAUGCCGUGUCACCAGAAGGAAAGCCCCUGUUUCAGCACGUUGGCACUACUUGUGGUCACGAAUACUACAUAACAAACGAAUAAUAAAAAUUCAUUAAAUAUAAA
Molecule: messenger RNA, 1482 nt
Organism: Centruroides sculpturatus (bark scorpion)
Lineage: Eukaryota; Metazoa; Arthropoda; Arachnida; Scorpiones; Buthidae
Product: stabilizer of axonemal microtubules 1-like
Exons: 7
Coding region: 40-1461 (473 amino acids)
Biological process (GO): microtubule anchoring
Cellular component (GO): sperm flagellum; axonemal microtubule; cytoskeleton
Molecular function (GO): microtubule binding
Source: RefSeq, a predicted model, not a curated record